UUGACGCCUAGCAACACUAAAAGUUUGCGUUGCUUUUUUACGAAAAUAUUCGAAAAAAGGACGCGAAUCCUGGCGAGCAACGGCCAGGUGGGAGCCGCAACCAUGCUCAAGUCGCUCAAACCGGACACGUACGCCGGGAUGGCGAACGCCAAGUGCGGCGAGAUCUACUUCCAGAGCCUGCACAGCUUCCGCAUCGACUGUGCGUUCUGCGAGAUGAAGAGCUUUGUGUUCGGGGACUUCCUGCUGCACGUCCAGAACGUCCACUUCGAGAACGGGCUGCUCAAGACAGAGGCGGCGGACGCGGACCUCAAGCAGGAGCGGGAGCACGCCUCGCCGGUGCCCAUUGUGGCGCAGGUGAAUCCGUUCGCCUGGUACGAGAUUGGCGGCGACCAGGAGGACAGCGAGGACGAGCAGGGAGCCCUCGAGGAGCAGGACGAGGAGGAGGAGGAGCGACCCGGCAGGACCAUCAUGAAGUGGGACAACACACAGGCGGGCACAGCAACGAGUCACGAAUCCCUGCGCCAAGUCAGAGCCUUAAAGGUGGACUACAAGGAGGAGGACUCCGAGCAGGAGGAGUGCGGCAUCAACCUAGACCUGGACAUCGAAACUAGGCAAUGUCUGAAGCCACCUCACCACUGCCCGCACUGCACGAAGGUCUACCAGAGUCGCAAGGUCCUGGAACGCCACAUAAUGCGUCAGCACAAGGAAGCCCUUCCCCCAGAGGCCGACAGCGAGGAUGCGGACUACGAGCCGCCCAAGGAUGCGCCCGCUACCAAGUCGUCCGCCCAGGAGCACAAGUGCGAGCACUGCGGCAAGAUCUACCAUGGGAAGUACAGCCUGAGGCAGCAUUUAAAGCGGGAUCACGACAACGGCGAGGAGGGAGGCUCCGCCACCUUCACAUGCCUGGAGUGCGAGGCCCAGCUGCCGCGCCUUCGCCUGCUGGACGAGCACAUGGUGCAGGCGCACGGCGGGGCGGCCUGUGUGGUGUGCGGCCGGCGGUACAAGACCCGCCAAGAGCUGAAGCGCCACCAGCUGAAGCACACCAGCGAACGAAACGUGCCCUGCCCGCAUCCCGGCUGUGGCAAGCGUUUCUUCACCGUGCGCCACAUGCGCAACCACGGCAAGGUGCACACGGAGCAGAAGAACUUCGUCUGCGAGAGCUGUGGCUACAGCUGCCGGAACAAGGAGACGCUGCGCGUCCACAUACGGAGUCACACGGGCGAGCGGCCCUUUGGCUGUCAGGUGUGCCACAAGCGAUUCCCCUCCCACUCCGGCCUGCGGGAGCACAUGGCCAUGCAUUCCACGGAGCGACCGCACGUGUGCAGCGUCUGCGGAGCCACCUUUUCGCGGCAGAAGGGCCUCUACCAUCACAAGUUCCUGCACGCGGACACCAAGCAGUUCGUGUGCAAGCUGUGCGGGAAUGCCUAUGCCCAGGCGGCCGGACUCGCCGGACAUAUGCGCAAGCACCGGAACGACGAGCUCAACGGGUAGGAUCAUCGGGAUCGUGGGGACAUAGUUUAAGUUGUACAAGUGUUUUGUAUCUUCCAUUUUCGACGUUUAAGUUUAGGAACUCAGGCAUAGGCUAUAGAAGACAGCUAUAACUAAUGGUUUUUUAUU
Drosophila rhopaloa is the source of this 1617-nucleotide messenger RNA. RefSeq names its product zinc finger protein 771. NCBI's taxonomy places the organism in Eukaryota, Metazoa, Arthropoda, Insecta, Diptera, Drosophilidae. The record is from RefSeq and is a predicted model, not a curated record. Gene Ontology annotation, molecular function: RNA polymerase II cis-regulatory region sequence-specific DNA binding; histone deacetylase binding; DNA-binding transcription factor activity. Gene Ontology annotation, cellular component: nucleus; cytoplasm. Gene Ontology annotation, biological process: cell fate commitment; regulation of transcription by RNA polymerase II.